Messenger RNA from Mercenaria mercenaria, 1372 nucleotides. Its product is annotated as 2-amino-3-carboxymuconate-6-semialdehyde decarboxylase-like. Gene Ontology annotation, cellular component: cytosol; cytoplasm. Lineage: Eukaryota; Metazoa; Mollusca; Bivalvia; Venerida; Veneridae. Gene Ontology annotation, biological process: secondary metabolic process. Gene Ontology annotation, molecular function: carboxy-lyase activity; hydrolase activity. The record is from RefSeq and is a predicted model, not a curated record. The coding region runs from base 96 to 1115 and encodes 339 amino acids. The transcript has 9 exons.
UAUGACCUUGAACUAAAUUGCAUACAUGUGUAUUUUUAUACAUGUAUAAACUGACUUAGUUUUAUGACGAUUUGCUUGCAUUAGGACAUUUAACGAUGAAAAUUGAUCUACAUACGCAUAUUUUACCAAAGGAAUGGCCUGAUUUAAAACAGAGGUAUGGGUAUGGCGACUGGGUUCAGCUUGAUCACAGCUGUGAAGGCAGGUGUGCAGAUAUGAUGAAAGGUGACAAAUUCUUCCGGAAGGUUGAACCAAAUUGCUGGUUGUUAGAGGAUCGAAUCUCCGAGAUGGACGCAACGAAUGUUGAUGUACAAGUAUUGUCUACCGUUCCAGUUAUGUUCAGUUACUGGGCCAAGCCAGAAGAUACUUUAGACCUCUGUGAGAUUUUGAACAACGACUUAGCAGAGUCUGUAAAGAAAUACCCGGCCAGGUUUGCCGGGCUGGGUACUCUCCCCAUGCAGGCCCCGGAACUUGCUGUCAAGGAGCUGAUCAGGUGUAAACAUGAACUAGGUUUCAAUGGAAUACAGAUUGGAUCACAUGUCAAUGACUGGAACCUUGACGCACAAGAAUUGAGACCAAUAUUCGCGGCUGCAGAAGAACACAAUGUGUCUGUAUUUGUACACCCCUGGGAUAUGGAAAUGGGAGGCCGAAUGUCGAAAUACUGGCUUCCUUGGCUUGUCGGUAUGCCCGCUGAGACGAGUGCCGCCAUUUGUUGUAUGACGAUGGGUGGGGUUUUUGAACAAUUUCCAAAACUGAAAGUAUGCUUUGCACACGGAGGUGGCGCUUUUCCAUUCACGGUUGGCCGAGUGGAGCACGGAUAUAACGUGCGGCCGGAUCUGUGUGCCACUAAUUGUAAGAAAAGUCCUCGACAGUUCCUUGGUAAAUUUUACACAGACGCGUUAGUGCAUGACCCUAAAGCACUUCAGCUUCUGGUUGACAUCAUAGGAGAGGACCGUGUGAUAUGUGGAUCUGACUACCCUUUUCCACUAGGAGAACAUCACCCUGGGAAAUUGAUACAGGAGUCCGACUUUUCUGAGGAAAUCAAGAACAAACUGCUUUCCGACAAUGCCUGCGAAUUUCUUGGAUUGGAUAAAUCAAACUUUCAAGGAAAAAGUUGAACUUUACACCAGCUGCCGAAUGUUUAUUUUUACAAAAACUGUCUUUCAGCUAACUGGGUGAUAAGCUAUGUAAUUCUUGCCAGUAUGUAGUGAUUUAUAAUGUAUUUUAAUACAUGUAUUGAGGUGCUUUAACAUUGUGGUGCGUGUAUUGUUAAAUAUCACGUCUUCUUGUCAUUUUGUUCACUUUAUGUAUAAAAUAAUGGAUCUCGUAGUUAUAACAAAGGAAGAAUGUUAUAUAUUUUCACUUUCGUAUUUUG